Molecule: messenger RNA, 1035 nt
Organism: Pestalotiopsis fici W106-1
Lineage: Eukaryota; Fungi; Ascomycota; Sordariomycetes; Amphisphaeriales; Sporocadaceae
Exons: 4
Coding region: 1-1035 (344 amino acids)
Biological process (GO): transmembrane transport
Cellular component (GO): membrane
Molecular function (GO): transmembrane transporter activity
Source: RefSeq, a predicted model, not a curated record
AUGGCCGUAGCUCUAUCAGUCACUGCGGUCAACAUCUUUCUGACAAGAAUGCUGCCCUUGACAGCAUCUGUCAUUUUGAUUCUCUUUGUGCUUGGUUUCCUCGCAACCAUAGUACCCCUAUGGGUGCUAGUUCCGAAGAAUGCAACGGCGGACGUCUUUACUGAAUUUGCCAAUUUUGGUGGCUGGUCUUCGAAUGGUGCCGCUUGUAUCAUUGGUUCAAUCACAUCGACAGGGUCCUUUUUCGGCGUCGAUGGUGUCGCUCACAUGGCUGAGGAAAUCAGAGAUGCUUCUUGGACUAUGCCGCGCAUCAUGCUUUUGACCAUUUUCCUGAAUGGCGCCAUGGGCCUAGUGGCAAUUAUAACAUUUGUGUAUUGUGUCACGGACAUUGUUGACAUGGUCCUUGAGAAUCCUUCGCCGUUUAUAUCCAUCCAGGUAUAUUAUCUGGGUCUUGGAAGCGCGUCAGGUGCAACGGCUUUGGUCUGUAUUGGCAUCAGCAUGACCUAUCUUUCCGCAAUCAGUGUCCAAGCAGCUGCCUCGCGACAAGCUUGGUCUUUUGCCCGCGAUGGAGGUCUUCCAUUUUCUUCAUGGUUUCACAAGGUCCAUGACAUUGGCGUUCCGGUACCCAUAAACUCUAUCCUCGCUUCCCUUUUCAUAACGGCCAUUCUAUCAUUGUUGAACUUGGGCAGUUCCGCGGCGUUCAAUGCGUCUGUGGGUCUUCUAUCAAGCGCAGGCGCCUUCUCCUACAUGAUUAGCAUCGGUUGUGUGCUAUUGAAACGACUCCGUCGCCAAGCUUUGCCUCCAACUCGGUUCAACAUGGGCAGAUUGACGAUUCCGGUGAAUGGCGUCUCGGUUGUCUUCAUGGCAACUAUCGUUGUCGUUGUCAUGUUUCCAGUCACGGCGCAACCCAUACCACAGUCCAUGAAUUAUGGGUCUGUCAUGUUUGGCGGAGUUGCAGUUAUAGCGAUAGUCUACUACUCUUUCCAUGGUAGGAAAGUGUACGAAGGCCCGGUAGUAAGAUUGACUCAAGACGCUUGA